AUGGAUCAUAAUUCAUCAUCAAUUCUUCUUCAACAAUCAUCACAUCAAAGUUUAUUCAAUACAUUUAUUAAAUCUCAAUAUACAUUAACAACCAUGAGUAGUGGUGGAAGUGAAUCAAGUUUAAGUUCACCAUCUGCUUCAAUACCUAUUGAUGAAAAUGAUGAACACCAACAUAAACGUCGUUUAACACGUUUACAACGUCGUUUACAUGGUCAACCAUAUCCAUCAUCAUCAUUAAAACAACGACGACGACAAGAACAUAAUCAUCAAGAACAACAGCAACAACAACAACAACAACUACAAAUAAUGUCACAAGAUGAUGUACAAAAUCAACGUGCUAUUGCUAAUGUUCGUGAAAGACAACGUACACAAUCAUUAAAUGAUGCAUUUGCACAUCUUCGUCUUAUUAUUCCAACAUUACCAUCAGAUAAAUUAUCUAAAAUUCAAACAUUAAAAUUAGCAACACGAUAUAUUGAUUUUCUCUAUCAAAUUUUACAUGGAGAUGAUCAACCACAACAAAAUGUAACAUUUCAAAAUGAACCAUCACCAACACAACAAAAUGAACGUACAUUAAGUUAUGCAUUUAGUGUUUGGCGUAUGGAAGGUGCAUGGUCAGCGAAUGGAAAUAUAACAAAUGAACAACAGACAACAAUAGAUCAAAUGCCAUUUUCUCCUGAUGAUUAUCAAGACAACUAA
Adineta steineri is the source of this 696-nucleotide messenger RNA. NCBI's taxonomy places the organism in Eukaryota, Metazoa, Rotifera, Eurotatoria, Adinetida, Adinetidae. The record is from the annotation of a GenBank genome assembly.